Messenger RNA from Crotalus tigris (Tiger rattlesnake), 3531 nucleotides. RefSeq names its product olfactory receptor 1020-like. The coding region runs from base 1810 to 2733 and encodes 307 amino acids. Gene Ontology annotation, cellular component: membrane. Gene Ontology annotation, molecular function: G protein-coupled receptor activity; olfactory receptor activity; odorant binding. Gene Ontology annotation, biological process: G protein-coupled receptor signaling pathway; sensory perception of smell. The transcript has 3 exons. The record is from RefSeq and is a predicted model, not a curated record. NCBI's taxonomy places the organism in Eukaryota, Metazoa, Chordata, Lepidosauria, Squamata, Viperidae.
CUCAAGGGGGAGGAGCCAAGAUGGUGGACAGGCAGCAAAGGCUGUAAAGAGCUCCUCCAAAAGUUGAUGGUACAAGUAUUGAUGCCUUAAUGUCCCAUGAAAAGCUGAGAUGAAGACAAACAGAAAGCAAAGCAAUUGAGCUUCAUGAGCUAUCACCGGUCUGUUAUACUAUAAAUCUUUCAACAAAUGCCAAGGAAGAGCAAAUGUAGGGUAUGAAAUAGGAAUCAGCAAAGUCUUGAAACAAUAAAAGAGAGAGUUUUUGCCAUGCAAAUUAUUCCAGUGGUGCAAGGCUACUUACUCAGAGAGUGUUUCUCAACCUUGACUACUUUACAAUGUGUAGACUUCAACUCUCAGAAUUCCCCAAGCUAACUGGUCUAAGAUACUGAAAACUAUUACUAUUUUACUACUGAAAUUAUGCAUGUUUUCCUCCUACAUUAAGAAAAAGGCCACAAUUAUGACUUCAGCCAAAACUCCGAGUGACAAUCAAGACCAAGCAGGACCUUUUAGAAGUAGUAGCUAGCCAACUCCCCAUCAGAUAUUUUACAAUGGACAGAGAGGUGGCAUUCUUGGUGGGAGAUUGUGGCACAGUGCAAGUGCAACUGGGGCUGUACAACACAGAAGCAUAGAAUGAUGCUAUUAUUUGGCAGCAGUAGAUGGGGAGAAGUUGUCCUGGAACACUAGGCAGUAUUACGUGACCUCUUCAAUAUUGAACGUAAAUGUCAUAACUUGAUAAGCAGUUUGAGGUAAAAUAAACUACAUCUCUUAUUUUAAAAUGAGGUUGAUAACACAAAAUGACAUUGCUUCAUGCCCUUUAGAUGCUUCAAAAGAGUUCAGUAAGGAUUGGUUGCAAUUGCCUUGGUGGGGGAGAUGUAAUUUCAGAGUCGAAACAUAAACUCAUGUCCAGAUUUGUCCUAUUAAUGGCCACAUUUUGGACUAACUCACAGAGCUGUUAAUAUAACUUGUAGACUGUAUAUUAAAAAUGCACAGGUUCUUCAUGUCUAAAUCUUGUCUACGUCAAUGAAGACCUCAAGAACUCUAAAUCUUGUCUACAUCAAUGAAGACCUCAAGUACAUUUUGAGAAUGUACUGUAGACAAACUAAAAAUUAUUAUGCAACACUAGAAAAAGAAAACAGCAUUGGAUUUGUUGAUUUCUGUUGUGAUUUGAACUAUUUUUUUAUUUUUGACAAAGGGACAAAAAAGGUGACUUUCAAAUAGAAUCAACAAUGUUUCACAGUUGUCCUACUUUGUAAUAUAUAAACCUUUAGGACAAAAGUGUCUCUAAUUGGGUUCAACAGACAGACAUAAAUUACUCACAGACACCCCCCCACCCAUUUUCAUUAUUCCGCUCUGCAUCAACAAGCAUAAAAACAAAUGUCACAAGAGAAUGAGAACCUUCAGGGAAAUUUUAAAUCAGAGUUUAAAUAAAUGGAGCCCUUAUCCACUCAGCAAUCUCUGCAAUGCUGUCACUAUUUCAUUCCCAAGUAAGCUGUAUAUUCUGAGAACAGUGUUAACAGAAAGAGGUCUUGGAAAUUUUGGCUAGAAGCUCUAGCUUACAGAUUACCUGUGUGGGUCCCUCAGAACACAGAAAUGGAUGCAUUGAAAUUAUAAUUAUUUCUUCUCCCACUGGAAGCAAUAGAAGAAAUUCAGGGGGGAAAAUCCUAUUAAAGAUAAGUAUUGGAAAAAGUAACUUCCUAUUCUUUCUGAUAAUAAUUUAGGAAGUCUUGGUUCCUAUCAAACAGUCAAUAUAUUUGGAAAAACCAUCAUACCCAAAGUUCUGGUAUUCUUUCGAAAAUAGGGGAAGACAUUUCUAUGUGGAAUCACACACGGGUCUCCAACUUCAUUCUCCUGGGCAUCACAGAUCAAAAGGAGCUACAAUUGCCUCUCUUUGUGUUGUUUCUACUGAUAUAUAUUAUUACCCUGAUGGGGAAUCUAGGAAUGAUCUUCCUAAUCAAAACAGAUUCUCGACUCCACAUUCCCAUGUAUUUUUUUCUCGGUAAUUUGGCAUUUGUAGAUGUCAACUAUUCUUCAAGCAUUAUACCCAAUAUGUUGGUGUUUCUCUUAACAGAAAGGAAAAAUAUUGGAUUCUUUGCAUGCGCCACUCAAAUGUUUGUGUUUGUUAUAUGUGGAAGCACUGAAUGUCUUCUUCUGGCUGUGAUGGCCUUUGAUCGGUAUGUGGCUAUUUGUCACCCUCUGCGUUAUUCAGUGAUCAUGUCAGGAAAAAUCUGUGUCUGGUUGGCAGUUAUUUCAUAUUUCCUUGGCAUUUUCUAUGCAGUUUUACACACCACACUCAGUUUUUCUUUAUCCUUUUGUGGAUCAAACGUGAUCAAUCAUUACUAUUGUGAUAUCCCCCCACUCUUGAAGCUUUCUUGCUCUGAUACUCACAUCAAUGAGACUGUAAUAUUUGCACAAGUGAGUAUAAACGGUGUAAGCACUACAGUAACUAUUUUGUUCUCCUAUGCCUCUAUCUUAAUCACCAUUUUAAAGAUCCGUUCUACACAGAGCAGACGCAAGGCCUUUUCUACCUGUUCUUCUCACCUGAUUGUUGUCAGCUUAUUCUAUGGGACGAUCUUCUUUAUGUAUUUACGGCCCAGCUCCACAUAUUUCUUGGAACAAGACAAAGUGGCAUCUUUGUUCUACACAGUGGUAAUUCCCAUGCUGAAUCCUCUCAUUUACAGCCUGAGGAACAAAGAAGUGAAGGAGGCAUUUUGGAGAAUGUUUAGGAAGACAGUCUAAUGGUGGAGAACAGUUGUGGACAGCCAUUUGUCCAAAAUGGUUUAGGGUUUCCUGCCUGAGCAGGGGGUUGGACUAGAUGACCUCCAAGGUCCCUUCUAACUUUACUGCUGCUGCUGCUACUACUACUACUACUACUACUACUACUACUACUACUACUAUUAUUAUUAUUAUUAUUAUCAUCAUUAUUAUUAUUAUUAUCUGUUUCCACAGAGGCUGAAGCUGUGGUCACCAGACAACAUUAAGUUCAUAUUAGUGAUAUCUGGGAAAGUAGAACUAGUCAUUAUAGUCCCUCUCAAAAGUAUGUUCAAGUACAGCAACAACAGUUAACCUUUGUAGCAAUCUCUUUUUGUGUAUAUAAAGGACAAUCACAAAGUCUGAUGCAAUUUUUAAAAAUUUACAUCCUGCCAGAAUAGCAUUCUAUAUUGGUGAUAGAGAAACAACUACAGCUGAUAAUGAAGUGCAGAUUCUAGCAUUGCCUCUGAUAUUCCUUUGUCUCCAGGUUUUCAUAGUUCAACAUUAUCUGAAUGUUAAUAUUAUUAUACCCCACUGGUCUCUGUAACCUAUAGAAAUGAAAUCUCCAGUCUUACCUGUUUCUAUGCUAUACAGGAAUUGCUCAGAAUGAAAUACACUAACAACAUGCCAGUUCCAUGUCAAAAUUGUGCUAGUAUUAUAGUCCAGAGUGUUUCUCAAUAUUAUAAAGGAUAAUGCAGUGUUGACAAUUUGCAGAAUAUAAGGAUUUAUUUGAAAAAAGAAAUUGUUACUUCUAUGAUAGAUCAAUAAAAUAUUUGUUUGUUUGUU